AUGCCAUCCUGGUCAUUUUUGUACGAACAUCUGCAAGACUGGCACGCACCCUCUAUCUGGACCUCCAAAAUCUCAUCCCUGAAUUGUGAUUCUCUCUUCUCCACUGGUGAUGCCAAACCUGAAAAUUACCCUAUAUAUGACUAUCAAGAGAAACAUUGCACACCCAAACUGAGCGAAAUUUCAAAGUUGCCUAUUUUGGGCCUGCCAGGACUUGAAAAUAUUAUGAAUGUUGCGUUACAUCGUGAAGCGAGUACAGACAUACGCACAGAUGAUGAGGAUAGUUUUGCGGAUGAAGACGAAAUGAAUGGAGAUGAAAAAGUUGAUCAAAACGAAAGACUAUCUAUUGGGAGUAACGAGAAUGGUUUACUUACAUCCAAAUACACUACUCCUGUGGAUCUGAUUACCCUCGAUUCAGAUCUUCUUUUGACUGCUGGCCAAAUUGCAGAGUCAGCAAGACUUAUCGCUUCUUUCUUAUCCUGGCGACUCUCCGUUGGUCUUUCCUACCUUCCUCUUCCUCGACUCACGCAUGCUUUUGUCUCAUGUCUUUUUGAACAGCUCUUAUGCUUCGCAUUUCUAUCUCGCUAA
Messenger RNA from Protopolystoma xenopodis, 585 nucleotides. The record is from the annotation of a GenBank genome assembly. NCBI's taxonomy places the organism in Eukaryota, Metazoa, Platyhelminthes, Monogenea, Polystomatidea, Polystomatidae.